Penicillium brevicompactum is the source of this 1638-nucleotide messenger RNA. RefSeq lists its product as uncharacterized. The transcript has 4 exons. The record is from RefSeq and is a predicted model, not a curated record. Gene Ontology annotation, molecular function: transmembrane transporter activity. Bases 1 to 1638 code for a protein of 545 amino acids. NCBI's taxonomy places the organism in Eukaryota, Fungi, Ascomycota, Eurotiomycetes, Eurotiales, Aspergillaceae. Gene Ontology annotation, biological process: transmembrane transport.
AUGAGCAGCAAUCAACAAUAUAGUAGCAAGAUAGAGCGUCGAUUGCUUGAGUCUCCUCGGUCUGGGACAGAUGACAACAUCGCCCAUUUCCAACCCAUCCACGACCACGGCCGUUCCUUUUCCGUCUCUAUGGACUCGGAAAAGCCACCGUCAAAUCAUACUCCCGCCGCUGGGAGACGCUCGCUUGAUCUGCGAGAAAGAAACGGUUAUAUUGUCCUGAACGAAGACGAUUGCUACGAUCAUUUGGCAUUUUGCUUCCCAGGCUGGAAAAAAUGGAUGAUCAUCUCGGUCAUCUUCCUGGUCCAGACCUCGAUGAACUUCAACACCAGCUUGUAUUCGAAUGCCAUCGGAGGUAUUUCAGAACAAUUUGGUGUCAGUCUCCAGGCUGCACGCUGUGGUGCUAUGACCUACCUAGUGACUUAUGCAUUUGGCUGCGAGCUGUGGGCACCCUGGAGUGAGGAGCUAGGGCGCAAGCCUAUUUUACAAGUCAGCAUGCUCCUCACAAAUAUUUGGCAGAUCCCUGUUGCUCUUGCACCGAAUUUUGCGACUAUCAUGGUUGGGAGGGCAUUUGGUGGUCUCAGUCUAGCUGGCGGCUCAGUUACACUGGGAAUGAUAGCAGACUUGUGGGAGCCAGAGCAUCAACACUACGCAGUAGCAUCUGUGUUGAUCUUUGGUGGAUUUGUUCAAAUUUGCCACCUGCUGCUUGUUCCUGAAACCCGGACUACUAUCAUGAUCAAUAACUACGCUAAGGAACAGCGCAAGGCAACUGGGCUUAAUGUCUGUGGGCCUGAUGAAUUCCAGCCCUUCAAAGAACGGUUUUCUUUGAGCCAGAUCCUUCUCACCUGGAUACGCCCAUUCAAGAUGCUGGUAACAGAGCCCAUAGUGUUGACCUUGUCCCUGCUCAGUGGCUUCAGCGAUGCUCUAAUCUUCAUGUUUAUUCAAUCUUUUAGCCUCGUCUACGGGCAGUGGGGCUUCAGUACUGUUGCUGUAAGCCUUUCCUUUAUCCCCAUAUUAGUGGGCUAUAUCAUUGCCUGGCUCAGCAUGUACCCAGUAUUGCACAGGAAUUCCACCAAGAGAAAGAAGAAUCCUGAUGAUGAACAUGUGCAAUAUGAAUCCCGGCUCUGGUGGCUACUCUACACAGCCCCUUGCCUCCCCAUAGGCCUGAUUGGCUUUGCAUGGACGAGUCUAGGGCCCCCGGUCCACUGGAUGGGAAGCAUGGUGUUCGCAGCUAUCGUUGGCAUUGGGAACUAUACCAUCUAUAUGACCACCAUCGACUACAUGGUUUGCGCGUACGGUCCUUAUUCUGCUUCCGCCACUGGUGGAAAUGGCUUUGCAAGAGACAUACUCGCAGGUGCUCUCACUGUGCCGGCCACACCAUUUUUCAGCAAUAUCGGUGCCCCGGAUCGUAAUCUCGAAUACGCAUCUACCAUUCUCUUCUGCAUCUCCUGUCUUCUCGUGGUUUCCGUCUACGUGAUCUAUUGGAAAGGACCGGUGAUGCGCAGAAAAUCACCAUUCGCUCAGCAAUUGUCCGACGCUCGGAAGGAAAGUGCCAGCCGUCGCGCUUCCAUGGUCUACUCCGGAUCGAGACCCCAGUCUCACAGGCCCAGUACUAGAGCGAAUACUGGUGUGGGCCAAUGA